Molecule: messenger RNA, 1425 nt
Organism: Varroa destructor (honeybee mite)
Lineage: Eukaryota; Metazoa; Arthropoda; Arachnida; Mesostigmata; Varroidae
Gene: slx1
Product: structure-specific endonuclease subunit SLX1
Biological process (GO): double-strand break repair via homologous recombination
Cellular component (GO): Slx1-Slx4 complex
Molecular function (GO): 5'-flap endonuclease activity; crossover junction DNA endonuclease activity
Source: RefSeq, a predicted model, not a curated record
UGCCUAUUUUAAAUCAAUUCACAUAAAAAUAUAAUCAUGUUUACUUAUAUUAUUCUAUUGAUUUUUGUAUCAUCAUUCCAUUUAGUUUGCUUUGAAGCUUUUUUUUUUUGCAUAGUUGAGAUAUCUCAACAACCGGUGGUAGCAUUUUUUCGUUAUUUAUUAUUUGUCUGGUGAAGUUCUAAAGACACUACAAUGAGAAGCGGCUUUAUUACUCAAAACACAGCAAACGGAAAGGUUGUGCUUGCCUGCGUCGAGUAUCUUACGUGCGCAUUUUUAGUGAAAAUUUCGUGAGGAACUCACUGAUAACUAUUCCAAGUAAAACGAUUAUAGCCGACCCAGCAACUGUUUCAGCUGAAACAAAGGUUAAAGAAUCUGUUUUAAUUUUGACAAGUAAGGAAAUAGCUAAUAAAUAUCGGCCGGGGCCAAUAAAGGCUAGCAAGGGAAGAUAUGAGUUUUCCCAGGUCCUCUCCAGAAUAUGUCUCAUCGGUUUCAGUAGAUAAACAGAUUGUACACCCUCCUGUCGCACCAUCUAGUGCUUCUGGAAAUUUCUACGGUGUUUAUCUACUCUUUUGCAUCACGCCACAAUUUUUUGGCGACACUUAUAUCGGCUUUACUGUCGACCCUGGGCGUCGAAUCAAACAGCACAAUAAGGGUGUCACAUCUGGAGGAGCUUAUACUACUAACCGAAAAGGCUCGUGGGAGAUGACAUUGGUAGUACACGGAUUUCCUAACGACAAAAGCGCACUUAGAUUUGAAUGGUCGUGGCAACAUCCAAAAAAGUCUCGAAGACUUGCUCACGUACCAGUUAGGAGGUAUAAGAAGGAGACGAAAUUUGAACACGCGCUUCGUGUGUUGUCCGUCAUGCUAUCAGUAGCCCCAUGGAAACGCUUGUCCCUCACAUUGCAGUGGCUUAUACCGAAGUACAUCAAGGAGCUACCCCUGACACCUCCUACGCAUAUGCUAAUUAUUCGGGAAGAAGUAGACCUCCCGAAAUAUUCGAAAUAUUAUCCUCCACCGCCCCCUCGUGGUCCAUGUAUUCUCUGCAAAACGGACCUUGCAAGAUCAGUUUGCUGUCGAUGUACUUCGUGUACAGCUGCCCCAACCCAUUUGCGCUGUUUUGCUCAACAAUGCGUAAUAACAUCGCGUGAACCGCACAUGCUUAUUCCAGUCAUGGCAAAAUGCGCGAACUGUCAGAAAGAGAAGCCUUGGAACAGUUGGAUUAGAGAAAACCUAUGCCAAGUGGUUGAGAAGACCGAAGAGGUGUAAUGGACCUAUGUUCCUGCGAAUACUGUUACUAUAUAUAAGAUUGUGAUGUGUGUCUUUUCAUUUAUUAUGUGUCGUAUAUUAGCUGUUUGCAUUGUACAGCUGUAUAUAUUAUUUGACAUGAUUCAUAUUAAAUGCGUUUGCCAAAAAUGGAAAAGUGAA